AUCUUCCCCUACCCCAUUUACGGGGCUUAAGGGAGGAGCGGCAUUGCCCUCUCACUCGCGCACAAAUACAAACCCAUCUCCACUCACGUCGUCCUUGCUUCUCAUAGUUGAAACGUCCGAAUGAAUAUCUCACCCAUGUGAAACGCGAGCCACGAUAACGGGAUAGCCUACCAGAUGUUAAUUCCAUUGAAUUUCUGAACUAAUCUCUUCCAGACUGCAACUUAGGCUGCGAGGCAUUGGCUUUAGUAUACCUACCCUUUCAGUACGAUGGGGACUCGGAAUUUUGCCCUCUACAUUAUUGCCACUGCCUGCUUGCUAGACGUCUCCCUGCAAGGGGAGCAUCAGCGGAGACUGUACAACGACCUGAUGAGAAAUUACAACCCGCUGGAGAGACCUGUGUUCAAUGACUCCCAUUCGCUUACCGUUCACUUCAGUUUCAGCCUAAUGCAGAUUAUGGAUGUGGAUGAGAAGAACCAGGUUUUAACAACCAACAUAUGGUUACAGUUGUACUGGAAUGACCACUACCUUCAAUGGAACACCUCAGAGUAUCCUGGCGUGUCAAAUGUGAGGUUUCCCGAUAGCCAAAUAUGGAAGCCGGACAUUUUGCUGUAUAACAGUGCUGAUGAGAGGUUUGAUGCUACUUUCCACACCAAUGUGCUGGUCAACUCCUCCGGGUACUGCCAGUACCUGCCACCAGGCAUCUUCAAGAGCACCUGCUACAUCGAUGUUCGCUGGUUUCCGUUCGACGUCCAGAGGUGCGACCUCAAGUUCGGCUCCUGGACCUACGGAGGCUGGUCCCUCGACCUGCAGAUGAUUGAAGCCGAUACAACUGGAUACAUUGCCAAUGGAGAGUGGGACCUUGUAGAGGUCCCUGGACACAGGAAUGAGCGGUUCUAUGACUGCUGUAAAGAGCCGUACCCGGACGUCACCUUCACGGUGGUCAUGAGGAGACGCACCCUGUACUACGGCCUGAACCUGCUCAUCCCCUGCGUGCUCAUCUCCACUCUGGCCCUGCUGGUCUUCCUCCUGCCUGCGGAUUCGGGAGAGAAGAUCUCCCUGGGAAUCACGGUCCUACUCUCUCUGACUGUCUUCAUGCUCCUGGUGGCAGAGAUUAUGCCAGCAACAUCAGACUCCGUGCCACUAAUCGCUCAGUACUUUGCCACCACCAUGGUCAUCGUGGGCCUCUCUGUGAUCGCUACAGUCCUGGUCUUGCAGUACCACCACCACGAUCCUGACGGGGGCAAAAUGCCAAAAUGGACGCGUAUCAUUUUGCUGAACUGGUGCGCCUGGUUCCUCCGGAUGAAGCGUCCGGGGGAGAAGAAGGUUCGUCUGGCCUGCAACAACAAGCAGCCGCGGGGCAGCCUGUCCAGCGUGGAGCUCAACUCCAACACGGCGCCCCCGCAGUCCACCAACGGCAACAUGCUCUACAUCGGCUUCAGAGGCAUGGAGAGCAUGCACUACACCACCGCGCCCGACUCGGGCGUCAUCUGCAGCCGGCUGGUGGCCACGGGCGAGGAGGAGAUGCUGCUCCCCGGCGCUCCGGCGCCCCCCCCGGGCGGGGCAAGGGAACCCGAGCUGGCCAAGAUCCUGGAGGAGGUGCGCUACAUCGCCAAGCGCUUCCACGACCAGGACGAGGAGGAGUCCGUCUGCAACGAGUGGAAGUUUGCCGCCGCCGUCAUCGACCGCCUCUGCCUCAUGGCCUUCUCGCUCUUCACCGUCCUCUGCACCAUCGGCAUCCUCAUGUCCGCCCCCAACUUCGUGGAGGCCAUCUCCAAGGACUUCACUUGAGCCCCUCCCAGUGCCAUAACUCCCCCAUCCCCUCACAAAAAAAAAAAAACACCGCACACACACAAUCUGUCCCUCCACAUUUUGGUUGGCAUUUAUAUAGCACCUUUAUCCAAAGCGCUUUCCCAGUACAUCCACAUUUUCCCAGUACAUUCUUUCAAGUGCACUCAUGUAUUUGAAUUGCUUAAUUCCCUAAUUUGUUCAGGGUACUCAAAAGGGUUUUCCUAUAACCUGUAGCAGUGUAAAUGUCUUCAUGUGAUGUGAUUGGUGGAUUUUAGUUUUUGUCUCCCAGGAUAGGUAUGAGUCAAGGCAAUGUUAAUUCAUAUAAUCUGAGUGUAUAGGAACACAUAAUUACUAUAGUCUACUGUGUUUGUUUAAUUUGUUUUCCAGAGGCCAUUAUAAGUGUCCUGUGAUUCAAUGUGUCAUUUUGAGUUUCAUUACGGAUGUGGUCUUGAAUUAAUUCUCAAAAACAGAGUAGAAUUUGAUAAUGAACAAUAAAGACAAAAAAAUGUUUUCCUUAAGAAA
Conger conger (European conger) is the source of this 2310-nucleotide messenger RNA. RefSeq names its product neuronal acetylcholine receptor subunit alpha-7. Gene Ontology annotation, cellular component: neuron projection; postsynaptic membrane; synapse. The record is from RefSeq and is a predicted model, not a curated record. The transcript is spliced from 10 exons. Bases 268 to 1788 code for a protein of 506 amino acids. Gene Ontology annotation, biological process: monoatomic ion transmembrane transport; chemical synaptic transmission; regulation of membrane potential. Gene Ontology annotation, molecular function: transmembrane signaling receptor activity; acetylcholine-gated monoatomic cation-selective channel activity. NCBI's taxonomy places the organism in Eukaryota, Metazoa, Chordata, Actinopteri, Anguilliformes, Congridae.